This is a messenger RNA of Lampris incognitus (smalleye Pacific opah), 2261 nucleotides long. It is a transcript of the gene cnn2, whose product is annotated as calponin 2. Gene Ontology annotation, molecular function: actin binding. Gene Ontology annotation, biological process: actomyosin structure organization. The record is from RefSeq and is a predicted model, not a curated record. Lineage: Eukaryota; Metazoa; Chordata; Actinopteri; Lampriformes; Lampridae. The transcript has 7 exons. Bases 140 to 1093 code for a protein of 317 amino acids.
AGGAAGUAUUUAUUCACUACGGGGCUUCAUGGGAGGAGAAACCAAAAGUUACCAAGCACACCUUCUCUCUUGUCGCGCUGUUUGCUCUGUAAAAGUUAGCGCUCUCUCGCCGAAAUAGAAAGCUGACGAGUAGCUGACAAUGGCCGGUUUCAACAAAGGUCCUUCCUACGGCUUUUCUGCGGAAGUAAAAAACAAGAUUGCACAGAAGUAUGACCCUCAGAAGGAGGAGGAGCUUAGGGUCUGGAUUGAGGAAGUGACUAGCGCUCCCAUCGGCCCCGACUUUCAGAAAGGCCUGAAGAAUGGCGUCAUCCUGUGCGAAUUGAUCAACAAACUUCAACCAGGCUCUGUGAGAAAGAUCAACCAGUCUGCAAUGAACUGGCAUCAGCUGGAAAACCUGACUAACUUCAUCAAAGCCAUCACAGAGUAUGGCCUGAAGCCUCACGAUAUCUUCGAGGCCAACGACAUUUUCGAGAAUGGGAACAUGACGCAAGUCCAGACAACACUGCUCGCCCUUGCUAGCAUGGCUAAGACUAAAGGCUGCCACUCACGGGUGGACAUUGGGGUGAAAUACGCUGACAAGCAGCAGAGAGCCUUUGAUGAGGAGAAGAUGAAGGCAGGACAGUGUGUCAUCGGGUUGCAGAUGGGAACCAAUAAGUGUGCCAGCCAGGCAGGUAUGAAUGCAUAUGGUACCAGGAGGCACUUGUAUGAUCCCAAAUCCCACAUCCUGCCUCCUAUGGACAAUUCCACAAUCAGUCUGCAAAUGGGCACCAACAAAGGAGCCAGCCAGGCUGGAAUGACGGCCCCAGGGACCAGACGUGCCAUCUAUGACCAGAAACUGGGUACAGACAAGUGUGACAACACCACAAUGUCCCUGCAGAUGGGAUAUAACCAGGGAGCCAACCAGAGUGGCCAGAACUUUGGCCUAGGACGUCAGAUCUAUGAUGCGAAGUACUGCCCCAAGGGUGGCGAGGGCAUGAAGGAUGAGAAUGGGGCUGGCGGUGCCCAUGAAUACAUCCCAGACUACCACGAUGAGGGCUACCAGGGUUACCAAGAGGAAGAGCAGGUGUACCAAGAUGAUGGAACGGAGUACUAGAAGGAAGCAGAAAGAGGAGAGGUCGAAUAUAAAAGUGGUGAUUGGCAAACAGAAGAGAACCUCAAAGCAGGCUUUUUAUUUUCAUAUCCUGCAGGAUACCUCACCCCUCUGGGUGUUUUCCUUUUUUAGUAUUGUAUAAAAUUGUUCUCUCACCCUAUCUUUGCAAAAAUAUUGUUUGACAUAUCACAAUGAACUGUAUUUUUUUUUAUGCUUUCAUUUUAUAUUUCUGUUAAAAGCCAUGCAUUUAAAGUGCAACCACUAAUGCCAAUAUGUUGGCUCAGCAGCAAUAUUUUUUGUAUUCCAAGGAAAUCUUAAAUAUCAAAUCCCCCGCUGCACUAUUUCUUAUUGUUUUUAUAUAACAGAUUGAUUACAUUAAGUAAUAUCCCCAAGUUUUAUGUUAAGGGAAUUCUUCAGAUGUAAGAGUGAACUUUUAAGGAGUUUUUAUACCUGUGUAUCAAAUUUCCUGUUUUUUUUUCUCCCCCAAGAACCAAAAACAGCUAGGCUUGAUUUGAAUCAAUGUAUUGUUAAAAAAAGUUUAAGUAUAUAACUUUAGUUCAUGUGAAUAAGAAUGUGAAUUUGUUGUAGCUGCUUGCAUCCACUUAGUAUUUAUCCUUUUUAUCAAGGAUAGUGAGUUGUUUUGGUUAUUAGGGCGGAUAAGUGAACAAACCAUGAUCUUAACAUAAUAUUCUCUCUUCUUGCUCAUUGGAGGUUAGGUUUCCUGUUUAGCUUUUUUUUUCUUUUCUUUUUUCUUUCUUUUUUUAAAGGGAGGAAAUGUUUCCUUUGUUUGCAUAACCAGUUCAACUGGAGCCAAGCUUGUUUUCUUUGGAUUUGAGAUACUGAAAAAAGGUACUCAAAAUAUACUCAAGUGAGAUUUAACAUUCCAAGCAAGAAUACUGGAUUUUUAAACGUUAGGUUGAAUUGAAUCAUACUUAAAUGACCAAAUAUCUUACAAGCUGUUACAUCUGAUUGUGUAAGGUAAUUAUUUAUGCACAUGUGCUUUAAAUGUAGCCUAUAGUGAUUUGCAUCUGAACAAUGGGUUUUAACGAUGGUUUUCCUCCUGGAUCUUUGUCUUAAAUUUUGAUAAUGGAAAAGGUUGUUUUGAGUGGAGAAACAUGGAUUUUUUUUGUGUGUGAAUAAAGUGUAAUAAAUAUGUACAUUCAUAAUCGGA